AUUCUGAUUUUUUUAUUUUACUUACUUGAUAAUGUAAUAAAGUAAAAUUCAUAUGAGUUGCAAAACGAACUUAUCUAAUUGUCAAGACGGGCGUCAAGCGACUUAAUAUUAUUCACCGAGUUUAAGGUUACGACUUUCCGAGGUUUACACAAAACUCGGCAUUACAAUAGGGAAACAAGAAAAUAGAAAUUUGUAACACUCUUUCGAUUAUUAGUUGUGUUAUUGUUGAAUGUGAUGGACGUGAUGCAUUCGUGUCGUUGUUGCCUGCGGAGUCCUCCGGACAAGGAUCUGACGACGCCGUAUACGUAUCACGGCAAAACAGAGAUAUAUUACGACAUGAUUAAGGAAUGCUUCGAUAUACGUAUUACUACUGAACAUGCAGCUGGUUCUGGAUGGCUCGGGCUCGUGCGGCAUCUGCUCGGCUUGUGUGAGCCGCCUGCGAGACGCGAGCGACUUCAAGCUGCAAGUGCAGCAUAGCCAGGCGGAGCUGCAGAGGGUGCUACUUGCAGAACCUGCGGUCAAGUCUGAGCUGAUUGAAGAUGGUGCUCGCGACGUGUUAGAUCUGCUACAUGUGGAACUCAUAGAAAAGCCAGAGAUGAUUGCAGAACAAAUGGGGGAAGUAUUGAAUGAAGAUCCAUUAGUGAAGCCGACGGCGUCAGAUAUGAGUGAAGACUAUUGGACAUUGGCAGCCACGCCACCGGACCAGCGCGCAGCGCGUGCCAAGGACCAGCUCUCGAGAAUCACAUCACGUCGAGAAAAAAAGCGAGUGAAACGUAAAAAAGAAACCAAAAAACCCCACGACAAUAAUACCUUCACUAAACAGAGCUGUAUGAAUGGAAAUAAAUUAUAUGUAUGCGAAACUUGUGGCAAACAAAGCAAGGCAAGAUAUCUUUUAAUUAGACAUAUCAAAACGCAUAUGGCCAGAGAGGGCCAUCCGUGUAAAAUUUGCAAUAAAUCCCUGUUGACAUACUCGGACUUGAAGCGACACCAACUCAUACACAAAGGGGAGAAACGAUACACCUGCGAAGAAUGUAAAUUGCGAUUUUCACAAAAAGGAAACUUGGACAGGCAUAGACGAAUUCAUACUGGAGAAAGACCGUUUGUUUGUGAUGAAUGUGACAAGCAAUUUGCCAAUAAAAGCAACUUGGAUAGACACAAAAAAUUACAUACCGGGGACAAACCAUACAUGUGCGAAAAGUGUACAAAGCGAUUCACACAAAAAGGCAAUUUGCGAAUACAUAAAUGCAGUGUUUACAAUGUCGAAGCGCUGUUAGCCUAGCGGUAAGUGCAUGCGACUUUCAAUUUAGAGGUCGCGGGUUCAAACCCCGGCUCGUACCAAUGAGUUCGGAACUUAUGUACGAAAUAUCAUUUGAUAUUUACCAGUCGCUUUUAGGUGAAGGAAAACAUCGUGAGGAAACCGAAAUAAUCCCAACAAGGCCUGGCAGAUGGAGAUGGCAGUCGCUUUCAUAAAAACUAGUGCCUACGCCAAUUCUGGGGAUGAGUUGUCAAGCGGACCCCAGGCUCCCAUAAGCCGUGGCAAAAAUUACAGCGUUAGGAAGUGUUUACAAUGUCGGGUAGUUUAACUAGUUUAAAAAAAAUAGUAAAUUAAGUCAGACAGUGACAGAUCAGUACACGCUUUACAGGAG
This is a messenger RNA of Cydia pomonella (codling moth), 1646 nucleotides long. Its product is annotated as zinc finger protein 22-like. The coding region runs from base 377 to 1279 and encodes 300 amino acids. Gene Ontology annotation, cellular component: nucleus. The transcript has 6 exons. Gene Ontology annotation, molecular function: RNA polymerase II cis-regulatory region sequence-specific DNA binding; DNA-binding transcription factor activity, RNA polymerase II-specific; zinc ion binding. Lineage: Eukaryota; Metazoa; Arthropoda; Insecta; Lepidoptera; Tortricidae. Gene Ontology annotation, biological process: regulation of transcription by RNA polymerase II. The record is from RefSeq and is a predicted model, not a curated record.